AUGACACAAAUCUGGCCACCGUCCCCGUGCGUGGAGGACGAAGAAGUCUCAUUAGCAAAGGAAUAUCUGGUUGAUGUCCCUUCAAAUCAGCUAAAAAGUGAAAACCAGCCUGCUCACGCUCGAGGCUCGGUAGACCAAUAUCCCGUCAUCGUCGACAGUCAUGUUCCAGCCUCGACGUCGAAAUCAAAUGGGCAAACGGCAAAUCAGCAGAAUGACUUGGUCUCGGACGAUGUGUCGUCAAAGGAAUGUCAUGAGCCUGCUCCUCCUCCUGUUGUGAACACUGAGAAAAGAUUUGUCUACAUAGCCUCAAAGGCGUCAGAGCCGGAGCCAAUCUCACGCUCCGAGAAACUUCAGCGAUCAAAGUCAACCACUCAGCUUGCUGAUCUCGAUGUUCCUAGAGGGAGACCACAAGUGACAAAGAUACAUACAGACCUCGGAGGAGGUCUUGAAGGCAUGGUCACAGGUCACCGACGUUCACCCUCACCAUAUGCUCUCAAACCGCCUACUCCGAUGGAUGGCCUUUCUGCUAGCCCUCAUCCCAAAGAUAAGUUGUUGUCACCGAUGCAUGCUCACGAAACAAGAAGACCUGCGUCUGUACAUCGUAAAACUCAUCAUACCGAGCAUGACAGCAGUGACUCUGAUCAUAAAUCGAAGCAAAGGAGACGGCCAGAAAGAAGUCGGAGCAGACCUGGACGGCAGAGUUUCUCUCAUUCCGAUCGGUCAGAAACUGAGAAGACGGAUCGUUCAAGAACGUCUAAAAGGGGUGAGAGUCCAGACAGCAAAUUCAGUCGCCGUGCACAUCGUCAUCGUAGUCCGGCUCCACCCCCUGGAGGGUUCGUUGGAUACAGCUACACGGGGCAGGAUCAUAUUACUCCGCCUCAAACUCCGAAAUUAACAAGCGAUUCGGCACGAUCAUCUGGUGUAGACCAGUCGACUGUACAUGACAGUUCGGGUAACCAACAACCUGUGAAAAGAUUCACUGCUGACUCUCCUUAUACCUCAUCCGCUGAAGAGGGAUAUUCUCGGCGUCCGGGGUCGGGAGAUGAAAGAAGGGCACAACAGGGAGGUCGAUCCCCGCGAAAUUCACGCUCCCAUAUGGAUAAGGAGGACAGACCGCGGCUGACUCGAACCGUCUCCCAACGCCGUGAACGGGGAUCCAAAGACGAACCAAAUCGUCCGCCACCAUCAUCUGAUGAGCGUCCUCGUCGUGAACCUCAGACCCCGCUGUCUGCUCGCACAACGAAAGCGGUGGAGGAUUAUUUUGAGAAAGCUUUCAUCGCCAAUCAAAAUAAGCGUUCAAGUCACGGUGAUCAUCCAUCACGACCUGUUUCUCCUCUGGCCUCCCCACCACAAAGUCCUCCUCGAACGCCACGAGGUGAAGGAGCGUCUAGAGACUAUUUCGAGCAGCCUUCGACUACUUCUAAGUCUUCAAAACAACGAUCUCGGCCCCCUUCGUUCGACGAUGGCCACUUCAAAGAUCUCAAACCACUAACAUCUCUUCUUGGUGCCGCGACCCUGGGUGCUUCGCUCGCCGCGAAGGCUAUUCCAAACUUAUCUCGGCCAAACACUUCACUCUCCACUGAGACACCGAGCAGUGGCUCCCAGAGCCGGCCGAGCAGUGGCCAAAGGUCGAGAAAACCUUCUCCAGUUCCUGAAGAGCCUCGAACAGCGCCGCAUACUCGGUCGAGGACAAACUCUUUUACCACUCGAGACGAUGGUAAAUCGACGCGCACUUCAAUCUACUCUGUACAUGAAGAUCGAGCGAUACCAAAGAGUGCAACAUACCCACCACCGCCACCACCACCCUUGGAAGUUCCUCGCCCAACGGUCCGAGCUGCUUCAUACUCAUAUUCUCCGGAACAUCCAAGACCAGCAGCCCAUUAUAGAACCUUUUCUCACAUGUCUAGCCCUUCGAACCAGUCGACCUCAGGGUUUCAGCAGCCUCUUCAAUUUCCGGCUCAUCCAGCGAUGCUAUCAUCCCCGAUGACCUCCGAACCUACCGGCUCUUUCUCAGGCGCCAUUUCUAGGCCAGCCACCCUACCUCCUUGCCCUCGCUCCAGACCUGUUCCUGGACUGCAUGACUGGUACACGAUCCGUGACAUUUCGUAUCUUGAUUUCUGCCCCACAUGCAUGAGUUUUCUGGGAGCGACUCGCUUCCGGGAUUAUUUUAUUCCAAGCCUGCCCAAAGACCCUAGACGGCCAAUUGUUUGCGCCAUGAGUCUACCAUGGCUCCGCUUUGCAUGGGUGCAGUCUAUCAAGCAGGACAGGAAAGAUCUUACUCUUGUCUGGCAGUUGAGCACUCCACCCCCGCAAGAGACGAGGCCCUGCGCUGGUUCCAAUCCCGAUGUAAGGAGGUGGUAUCAUCUGACGGACCCCAGGACCAGAAGACCUGUAGAAGGGUUUGAUAUAUGCUCUGCUUGCGUGAGGAACAUUGACCUAAUUUUCCCUAAACUUCAAUUCCACUUGUUUGAUCGACCACCCAACAAGCCUAGCCAGGAGAAGGUCUGCAACCUUAACGUCAGCAGUCGGCAUUUUCUUCCUAUUUUGAACGAGUUGGAGAGACUGGCAGAACGGCGGCAGAAAGAGCAGCUCAGGCAAAAAGACCUCCAAGACUUUGUUGACUUCAUUCGUCGGAUUUCCCGCCACCGUGAGUGUGUGAAGGACACGAUGCUGGCAACACUUUCGUGGCAUUACCAUCCAGACCUGCCAGAAUUGACCAUCUGUGAAGAAUGCUUUGAAGAAAUCGUGUGGCCUCUCAGGGACCGGCCAAUUGCAAGAGACGUAUCCAAAACAUUGAAACCCGUACCUACCUUACGAAGAAGCCAACUCCUCCCUGGCAUAAGUUGCCAACUUUACAGUGAUCGUAUGAGACGAAUUUUCCAUGAAGCAGUGAACAAGAAUGAUUUCGAAAGUUUGAAGAUGGCAGCAAGGUACAGGUACAACAUGGAACAUCGGUUACAGGAAAUGCACAAGCUGUAUGAACAGGAUCAAAAAGCCGGGAUUGACCGGAGAGCGGAGAUGGAGAAAAAUAUUUCUAUUUGGAAGUCCAUCGAAUGA
Messenger RNA from Rhinocladiella mackenziei CBS 650.93, 3057 nucleotides. RefSeq lists its product as uncharacterized. NCBI's taxonomy places the organism in Eukaryota, Fungi, Ascomycota, Eurotiomycetes, Chaetothyriales, Herpotrichiellaceae. The coding region runs from base 1 to 3057 and encodes 1018 amino acids. The transcript has a single exon. The record is from RefSeq and is a predicted model, not a curated record.